AUGUCUGUGGAAGACCUUACACAAGUCGUCCCUGACCCGCUAGACGAGAUUUACCCAGAAGACGAGCCUCAAUUUGUGCCUGAGCCACCCAAGAAAACCUGGAUCCACACCGCUUCGUCGAUUCUACUAAACAUCCAGAAGUACCUGGCUUAUGGCUUCUUGGGGUUCUACGGAUUACACACAGCAUCCACCGUCAUAAUUCCUGGAAUUGGCAUCAGCCAGUCGGCGUGCCAGGAUGUCUUUGAAAUGUGCAGAAACAUAUAUAUGGCUCCGUUGAUGGAACCCACUAUGGUGUAUGCUACAGGAAUAGUUCAUAUCGGUGCAGGGCUAGCACUCCGAAUUCUACGCUUGUGGGCGAAGAAGAGGCCUAAAAUGAAGGAGACGGAUAUCAUCAUCAAGGAGGAGAACAGAGACGACAUUGGUCUAGGUGGAAUUGGCACCAUAUUCGGACUAGGCUUCAAGAAGCUGUGGAUUUCCUCAACAUUCCCUAGUUUCACGCCAUUGACCUUUUCUGGAUACGUUCUCACUGCUGCAGUGGCCUAUCACGUUGCAAAAAUGAAACUCGGGCCUGUUUCCGUUGAUGGAGACUCCUCCUUAGUUACACUCUCAUAUGUGACCCACUAUCUCAACCAGCUGCCGUGGGGAAAGCUUGGAAACAUUGUAAACUACGGCAUGCUAGCACUUGUACUGUGGGUUUCCUUCUAUCACACGGUCAGUGGUUUGUUCAAAUAUAGAAGACAAUUCAGUUUGAGAGCAAAGAAAAUCGCAUAUGGAGUGAUUGCUUUCCUCACUGGCCUAAGUGUGAUUUCAAUGACAAGACUCCGACACUGGGAUCUUGAAAUUGGUUUCCUAGGUAAACAAUUUGCCAAAUAUCUCUUUGUGGUGUGA
Molecule: messenger RNA, 888 nt
Organism: Candidozyma duobushaemuli
Lineage: Eukaryota; Fungi; Ascomycota; Pichiomycetes; Serinales; Metschnikowiaceae
Exons: 1
Coding region: 1-888 (295 amino acids)
Biological process (GO): lipid homeostasis; mitochondrion organization
Cellular component (GO): mitochondrial outer membrane
Source: RefSeq, a predicted model, not a curated record